AUGUACGAGGAAUCAGCCCCGCAGAUUUACGCAGCCGACACUUGGUGCGGCGGGCCUAUCGGUCUCUCCACAUCGAAGACCGAGCGACAGACCAUCGCUCGGGCAGUCGAAGACUUCGCAGAGCUCCCGCGCGCGAGCCUGGAUUGCGAUUGCAGAGCACUCGAGUCCCGCAGUCGCCGAGUUGUCGGAGGCACGGUCUUGCCGAGAAAUCAGAGAUUCCCGUGGAUGUCUGCGCUGCUAGAUUCCGAUCGCAAACUUGUCGGAGGGGCGACAGUUCUCAACGAUAGGUAUCUGUUGACCGCUGCUCACGUUUGCUCUGGCAGCAACCCGCAAGACCUGACUGCGUUCUUCGGCUCCAAUUCUAUCAAGGAAUCAGAUGUGAAUAGUCACCUCAGGAAGCUGAGAGUGGCACGGUGUAUCAUGCACCCUGAUUUUUCUCCAAGCUCGGGAAUCAACGACAUCGCCUUGCUUGAGUUGAAAGAGCGCCUCAAUCUCUCCGAACACGUGUCACCCGUCUGUCUUUCGAACUCUUCGGGAACGAACCUAGUGUUCGUUAGCGGUUGGGGAAGGACGAGUGAGCGCAAUGGCGGCACAAGCGACGACUUACGAAUCGCCAAAUUGGUCAAAGCCAGUUUGAUACACUGUCAAUCCAAAUUCGGUCCUGAAAUCGUUCGAGCGCCAUCGGUGCUGUGCGCAAUCGGGAAUCAGAAAGAUGCCUGUCAGGGAGACUCGGGAGGUCCUCUGAUGGAGAAUGACGCAAGCAAUAGAGUUUGGUCCCAAAUUGGAGUUGUCAGCUGGGGCUUCGGGUGCGGGAGGCCCGCAACGCCAGGAAUCUACAGUCGAAUCUCGCACUAUGUCUCAUGGAUCCGCGAAAUCGCCUCAGAAGUCUGCACGAUUGGAGACGAAGACCGAAAUCUGAAUUCGGUGCGCUGA
This is a messenger RNA of Galendromus occidentalis (western predatory mite), 933 nucleotides long. Its product is annotated as trypsin-1-like. Gene Ontology annotation, biological process: proteolysis. Gene Ontology annotation, molecular function: serine-type endopeptidase activity. Bases 1 to 933 code for a protein of 310 amino acids. Lineage: Eukaryota; Metazoa; Arthropoda; Arachnida; Mesostigmata; Phytoseiidae. The transcript has 7 exons. The record is from RefSeq and is a predicted model, not a curated record.